Molecule: messenger RNA, 504 nt
Organism: Neopelma chrysocephalum (saffron-crested tyrant-manakin)
Lineage: Eukaryota; Metazoa; Chordata; Aves; Passeriformes; Pipridae
Product: histone H1.10-like
Exons: 1
Biological process (GO): nucleosome assembly
Cellular component (GO): nucleosome
Molecular function (GO): DNA binding; structural constituent of chromatin
Source: RefSeq, a predicted model, not a curated record
AGCCUCGUCAGCAAAGGCACCCUGGUGCAGACCAAGGGCACCGGUGCUUCCGGCUCCUUUCGCCUCAGUAAGAAACCUGGAGAAGUGAAAGAAAAGGUUCCCAGGAAGAAAACUGCAGCCAAGCCCAAGAAGCCGGCAGCUAAGAAGCCCGUUGGCGCCGCCAAGAAGCCCAAGAAGGCAGUGACAGCGAAGAAGAGCCCCAAGAAAGCCAAGAAGCCGGCGGCCAAGAAAGCAGCCAAAAGCCCUAAAAAGGCGACAAAGGCUGCCAAACCUAAAAAAGUAGUGGCAGCGGCGAAGAGCCCAGUGAAGGUGAAGGCAGUGAAGGCGAAAGCACCAAAGCCGAAGGCAGCCAAGCCGAAAACAGCAAAGGCGAAGAAGGCAGCCCCCAAGAAGAAAUAAGGCCCCUGUGGAAGAAAAGUCGUCUACCGCACCUAAAACCCAACGGCUCUUUUAAGAGCCACCCAAAUUUUCUCGAAAAGUGCUGAAAUAAGAUUUGUUUUCAAA